CUCGCCUUCUCCUUCUCCCUUCUCGCCCGUCUCUCCUCCCCUCAGUUAGCCCCUCUGUCUCUCUUGUGAUUGUCCAGGAUCCAGAUUGCGGACAGAGGCCUACUAGAACAGGCAUCGAAUUGCGAGGAGAAAGUCUUGACGUCUCCACUUGUUACCCGUGCGGGAUUGCCCCAGCCAAUUCCCCUACACUUUCUCCUUCUUCCUCCCUCUUCCCCCUCCGAAACAACCCAAGCCCGAAACCUCUUGGCCACCGAAUCUCGUACUCUCCCUCACUUUUGUCCCCACGCGUCUUCUUUUCCCUGUCGACCUGUCUUCUUGUGGCUUGGGAAUACAACCUCAAUGUGCUGCUUGGAUUGACCGACUAGUUGAUGCGAGAAUGGCUAUGCGACCUUCAUACUCAUGACUUGUCUGAUUCGGAAUGGUACACUUCUCCGCUGAGACGGGGCUCAAGGCCUCUGUGGGUAUCUUUUUGCUCACUUGCACAUUUCUUGCAACGUCUUACACCACUACUUUUGCCUUCGAUCACCCCCUCAACACAGCUGUGAUCGCAUGUCUCAUCGCUGGCUUCUCCCUCCUUCUACUGAGCCGUUUUAUCAAUCGAAUUCCCAAGCCGUCCUCCGUGCACAAGUACAGCGUCAUACCAUUGGCGGAACGUGACCAAGCGAUCGAAGAACCUUUGUCGCCGAUCAGCUUGGAGAGUAGCAGCAGUAGCAUCACACCUGUGAAGUCGCGCAACCUUCCUCGCUGGUUCAAAAUUGGUCUGCUUACCGUUCUUGGCUGUGUCCGGGUUGGUUUAUAUCGACAAAUAACGAAAAACAUCGAAUGCGCCCCGGACGGCUACGCGUAUGCGAUCCCGUUCUUUAUCGCUAUCUAUGAUUACUGGCGUAAUCAACGCGGCCGGCCAAGCACGAAAUGGGCCGCUCCCGAAGGCCCUCAAAAUGCGCAACUCCGCACAAUAGCGACUGUCGCUAGUCGCAUUCACUUCUUCGUCUUUCGCAGCCAGUUGCGAUAUGUUGCGUCAGCGGUUUGCCUAAUGGCUAGCGGAUAUUUGGCGGUGGCAUUCGAUAAAGGACGAGAAUCGACGUACAUCUGCGCCGCUGUAUCGGGCCAGUACCCGCGCCUACACACCUUGAGAGUUCUCAGCGUUGUUCUCGACUGUAUGGUUUUGAUUGGUGCUGCCGAGUUGGCCAAUGAAGGCGCGCGACCUCGUGAUGGUCGGAGGAAACAGACCUUGGUGUCUUGGGGCUUCAGUCUACUCGGCGUGGCUGCAUUCUGGGGUGCUGUUGUAGCCUAUCUGACUGUCAGAUUCCAUGGCAGUGAUAAUCUUGUCAGUUCGCACUUCCUGCGAAGUGCUAUCGGUCAGGGUGCACUGAUAGCUUGUGUUGUGGUCUCAGGCUCUCAGCUAAUCCCUCACUAUGGCGUCGUCGGCCUCUCGGUGUUGGCCGGCUUUGUCUCCUUGUACUACACCUGGACUGCGACUUUGUUCGAAGGGCACCAGCCAUUCCCCCUCAUCACUGUUGGUCGUGCUUUCGCCGCUCUGCUCUUGAACUAUUGGGGGGGUCUGUCAUUUCUUUACGCGCGAACGGCUUCUGAAGAGGAACCGUCGUUUCUCUAUCGGUUCAACAUCACAUUGCGCGUUGCUAUGACCGUCAUGGCAGGAAUCGGCUUUAUUCUCGUCACACAGCAAGGCAGUGUUGCUCAUUUGCAUCCAAUUGAUCUGCUUAUUUAUGAAGGUAGACAACAUCACGACAAAUGGUUUCACCGCGCCAACAGCAGUCAAACCCUGGCCGAUGCCGUGGCGCAGUAUCGGCUGCAAUAUGAUCAACACCCUCCACCGAAUUUCGAUAAAUGGUACGAAUUUGCGACGAACAAAUCCUCCCUUAUCAUUGAUGAUUUCGAUGAAAUCUAUAACAACCUGCUUCCGUUCCGUGCGGUAGCGCCCGCAGCGAUACGAGACAUGACGCAGAAAUUAGCCACAAACCCGUACAAUGAAAUCGGAGCCAUCAGCAUUCGCAAUGGGACUGCGAGAGUACAAGAGGGCAUCAAGCCUACCCAUGCGUGGAUGGUCAUCAGCGCGGCCAAGAUGAUUGAGAAGUUUGCUGAACACUUGCCGGACAUGGAUCUGGCUUUCAAUCUGAAUGAUGAGCCCCGAGUGGCAGUGCCUUGGGAGAAAAUGUCCGCCCUUCGAGAUCAAGCCCGAUCAUAUCCAGUGCUCCAAGACGAACGCAUCUUGAAUGAAUGGUCGACUGACCGUAGUGACCAAUGGCGACCGAUCGAGCCGGCCGACCAAACGCACGACACCAUGUUCGUGGACAACUCUUUUAAGAACAUUUUUGACCGCUACGUGAGCGCCACUUGUCCUCCAUCUUCCAAAGCGCGCUCUCAACGCAUCUGGGACCGCCGUCACCUCUGCGUCAGCUGUGUUCGGCCUCACUCACUCGGCGAGUUCCCGUCCGACUGGGCCCUGGCGACUGAUAUAUGCCAUCAGCCAGACCUGGCCCACCUUCACGGUUUCUUCAUGUCACCAGCCUCUUUCAAGGUCUCACAGGAGCUCAUGCCGGUUUUCAGCCAGAGUGCGAUUUCCGGCUUUGGCGACAUCAUUUUUCCGAGCCCAUGGAACUACGUUGACAAAAUCGAAUAUAAGCCCUCGGCGGAGUACCCAGAUGCCAACUAUACUGACAAAGCAAACACUCUUUUCUGGAUUGGAAGUACCUCUGAAGGCAUCAGCCACUCAGGCGAGUGGAAAGGCAUGCCGCGACAACGCCUCACCCACCUGAUCAACAAUAACACGUACAAUCACGUCUCCGUGUUCCUGCCUACUACCGACAACACCACCGACUCGUACCGCUACGAGAUUCUACCUGGCACUUUUCCUUCCUCCUCCCUUCACCUCAACACAACAGUCAAUAUCCUCGACCCGAUCGUCCGUUGCCGGCACCAGGAUUGCGACGACCAGACCGCUGAAUUCGGCCUUAGCGGGCGGGUGGACUUUCAAGCUCACUGGCAGAAUCGGUAUCUCUUUGACGCGGACGGCGCCGGUUUCAGCGGCCGCUUCCUUCCUUUCAUGCAGAGCCACAGCCUGCCUUUCAAGACGGGCCUAUUCCGCCAAUGGUUCGAAACGCGCAUAACUCCUUGGCUACACUUCGUACCCGUCGAUGUCCGCCUUCACGGCUUGUGGAGUACCCUGGCAUACUUCUCGGGAGUUGACUCCAGCGACUACUCCUCGACCUCUGAGAGGAAAGCUCGCCUCCAACCCCACGACAUCGAGGGUCAAUGGAUCGCAGAAGAAGGGCGAAAGUGGGCGGCGCAAGUGCUGCGCAAAGAGGAUAUGGAAAUUUACUUCUUCAGGCUCCUGUUAGAAUGGGGGCGCUUGACAGACGAUCGCCGAGAGGAACUGGGGUUUACGCUAUAGUGUCACCUAUGGCUAGUGAGAGCCACCGGCUGUCUCUCUCCAACUAACUUGAUGAUAAUGAUGAUACAGGGGUUGGUGGGGCGGUGGAGGCGACGGACAUGUGUAAUGACUAUAUACUACUACCUAUUGUAACUUCUUGAUCCCUGUUUUUCUGAUCCGAAAUAUAUUCUAAUCGUG
Messenger RNA from Aspergillus saccharolyticus JOP 1030-1, 3589 nucleotides. Its product is annotated as putative capsular associated protein. Bases 419 to 3412 code for a protein of 997 amino acids. The record is from RefSeq and is a predicted model, not a curated record. Lineage: Eukaryota; Fungi; Ascomycota; Eurotiomycetes; Eurotiales; Aspergillaceae. The transcript has 7 exons.